CGACGUAACAGAAUUGCUAUCGUCUUUAGACCCCGCUCCCACGUUAUUUUUAUGCCUGGCCCUCAUUUAACCGCCGUUGGACUAUGUACACACCUCCCAGAAUGAUUGAGGAGUCAAAGAAGAAUCCAGGGUCCGGGCAAACACGAGAGCUUCAAGGAUGACGAUGUGGUAUAUUAUAUGGCCUCCUUCCACUCGGAGCGAGGUCUGAGGCGAUUUCAGCAGGUACUUCAUUGCGACAGCGUGGCGGUAGCGGAAUCAUCACUCCAACUCAAGAUCCAGCGGAGUUCAGCAAACCAUCGUGCCUCACCUUUCCGGAACAUUGAGCAAUUGCCAGACGGAUCCAUUGUCGGAAAAAGAAAGGCGAUGAGUCAAGGAGGCGAUGGCUCUCCUGUUGAUAAGUCGAACUCCUGCAAGGAACCUUCGCCCCGAGGGGAGUCCGACUCUGAUCUCGGAUCACAGGACAGAAUUAACCAGGUUAGGAAGAUUUCUCGCUCACCACUGCGAAUCCUCGAGUCGGAAAUUAGUUCAGCGCGGGGGUCCGCACGCACACUGCUCAGAGUCAAGCCGGUCAACUUCCAUGCCUUGCCGCUGGACGCAACAAUGGUGGAGGACGAUCUCAACCCCUUAGCAACAAUCCAAUUCUUUGUUGAGAUAUACUGCCCGUCCAUGUUGCGUCAUCCCACAUUCAGGCUGGAGAGCAGAGAUUCGGUGUUCAUCAGUACCAAUCUUUCAGCAAUGAUGCAAGAUCCAUUGAUAACGGCCACCUCCCUCGCCUUCGCAGUUCGCAUACAUGACAAACGCCAGAGCCGGAAAGCAGUCGGAUACUACCGCAAGGCUCUUGUUCUCCUUCGAAAAAGGCUUGAAUCCAAUGAUCGCUCCUCCACGGACGCUAUAAUGCUCAGUCUUAUUCAUCUGAUGGCUGUUGAGGCACUGUCGGAAGACUUGGGGUCUCCUCUUCAGCACCUGGGUGCCAUGCAUCGCAUGAUACAAAUGCGAGGCGAGCUCAGAUCUUCAGGCUUGCAGGGCUACAUCAAGGCCCAUAUCAGAUCCUGGGAAUUGUUCCUAGGAGGCGCGUACGCUGAGCCCGACCCAGAUCAAGUGCGAAUAUUUCCUUAUGGCUCGCUUGACUAUCCUACCCAUCCCUUCGACCCCGAACUGAGUCUCACAUUGAGCCGCUUACCUUCAGGCUUCAUUGAACUGGCGAUGUCUUGCAGAUUGAGCACUCAAGUCAUCCAAGUCGUACACACCAGUGCGCACUUGAUGACCGCUCUCUUCCACCAGACGCAAGACUUUAAGCAAGAUGACAGUUUUGCACUUUGGCUGUCACCAUAUCCGGUGUCCCCUAUUCAAGUUAUGUUUCUGGCCAUUGUUAUCCUACAAAACCAGAACCGCAAUAUGGUCGAGGAGUUGUUGGCAAUUUCACUCCUGGCCUUGACAAUAUCAACCGAGGAUUUGGGGGAACAUAUAACCCUAGGCUAUGGAUUCAUCCAGACAUACUGUAUGUCGCUCUGGGACGUCGAUAUGGAGCGGGAAUGUCGCAGUACAGGGGCUCUGGGACUCGAAGACUUUCUUCUCUGGUCGAAAAUGUUGCUUUUGGCGACAUUCGACCACGACACCCAAACCUGGAGGACUGCUAUCCAAUUACGACGGGAUGUCCCCUUGCCGGAGUUCCAGCCUCUGCAUUUUGAGGUGUGCAGGCAAUUCUUUUGGACCGAAUUGUUGACACUUUCACUGGAGCAGAAGAUGGCGCAGGACAGAGCACUCCGUCAACCACGCGCUUUGGACGAUCCAACCAGUGCUGAAACCGAUUGGCAGAAGAUCUAGCAGGGAAAUAAUGCCUGACUGAGCUCACGAAAUAUUGCUACAUCGAAAGGAUGGCCUACCACUAUCUCCAUAGGUCACCCGACUACUGAAGUCAGACAAGGCACAACCGACGGUCACCUGAUCUGUGAUGGUAUGCCAGAUAUCCGUUCCGCUCCUCCCGUGAAUAUGUCUGGCAUAUAAUGAAUCAAUGUCAACGAUAGACCAUGACAUUGAUAGCUUAGGGUGUGGCCUUUAUUGAAAUCAUUUGCGCCUGAUCAAUUGAUCCGACGCCAUCAGAUCAACCCGGAGCGUCUGAUCUGGCUGUUCUGUCCAAUGAUGGGCGACCUGCAAGGAGGCAUGAAUUGUGGACUUGAGAGAACAGAAACAUGGAAUGGACAGAAGAAAUUCGCGCAGGACUGCAGAUUCCAAUGGACAGCAGUGCGUGGUUUUCUCAAUGUGACAAAUAGCCCCAAGACUCUAUUG
Molecule: messenger RNA, 2286 nt
Organism: Cladophialophora immunda
Lineage: Eukaryota; Fungi; Ascomycota; Eurotiomycetes; Chaetothyriales; Herpotrichiellaceae
Exons: 4
Coding region: 178-1824 (548 amino acids)
Source: RefSeq, a predicted model, not a curated record